Molecule: messenger RNA, 3378 nt
Organism: Copidosoma floridanum
Lineage: Eukaryota; Metazoa; Arthropoda; Insecta; Hymenoptera; Encyrtidae
Biological process (GO): regulation of transcription by RNA polymerase II
Cellular component (GO): nucleus
Molecular function (GO): RNA polymerase II cis-regulatory region sequence-specific DNA binding; DNA-binding transcription activator activity, RNA polymerase II-specific
Source: RefSeq, a predicted model, not a curated record
GUGUAUGCACUGAGAGAGCAUCCUGGCGUAGCAGCACAUGCGUGCGCAUUGCGCAGGCUCGGCCUCCCGCUCUCUUUUACCAACCAAUGAGGGACGAGAGCGAGUGUCGCCUUCUCUUCGUUGCUCUCUGCCGUCUCUGUCAGUUGCUCGGGUUCAGCGGCCAAACGAGGACAGCGACACUGCUCUCCGAUAGAAAGAAAUAGCUGCAAGUGGAACAAGGACGACGCCAUAUAUGCCGGACGGAAAACUCAUAUGGACGUAGCGACGGUGAGACGCGUUCAACGAAGACAGAGCCACAGUUUCAAGUAGCCCCCAAGCUUGACCCGUGUACGGGACGAAGACGGAAGACAGCAGCCUCGAGAGAGCCAAAAUAAGGGAGUCCGGGCAGGCGGUCGGAGAAGAGACGACGACCCCACGAAGAGAGAAAAAGAGACGACCUGAUCUCGACGUUGCUGUUUCUCAUUCGCCUUCUGCGUGUACACGUAUAUAUGUUAAAUACGUAACGCGUGUGCACCCACAGACGAAAUUUUCCCCGUGCUCGUCCUUGGCUGCUGAAGUUGCCUGCUUGGUCUUGGGUGAGGAAAAGAAUCUUCGUCGUCGACGACAUGACUGGACGCGAGCAACGGAGCACCGUUUCGGAGUCAGUAAUCAUCGGAGGGACCUAGUGCAACUGACUGAGAACGGCAAGCACACCAACUCGGAGAGGACUGCUGCGAGAAGAUAAGCACGCGAACCACAGAUCGAACGAGAGACUGAGUUAUACUGCUGGCUGCGUCGUCUCAUCUCACAUGUACACGCCACGCACCCGUGAAUCUGUCCUCGUCACGCCCAAAGUAGAGCCGAUAAAAAAAGGGGGACGACGACGCUUUGGUAGCUCUUUCGCUCCUCGUAUAGGCAGUAACAGGGGGAAAACAUCGGUGGAAAAGAGAAGGCCGCUCAGUCACUAGAGGAGGAAGGGAUGGAGUUCGGUGGGCAGCGGAGAGAGGAGAGUCUACCCAGUCGAUUUCGGAGCAGCAGUGAUACAGGCGUCCUUCUCUGUCUGGCUUCUGGCUGGGUCGGGAGCUACAGCUCACUUUUAAGCUCUCGUAUCACGCCCACGCGAGCGAGCGAGGCCCCGAUACAUCCUCCGUCUCGCUCGGCUGGUCGGCCAUUUUCUUUCUCUGUUUAGAGCCCGGGCGAAAGCUGAAGCCAAAGUCUACUGUGCUAGCUAGGAUAAAAAAAGGACAGCACAUCAAUGGCUCUAGAAUCAAAUGGUAGCAACGUGGUAUGGUUAAGCACAACUCGAGCGGAACAAGUACAGCAGGCCCAAUUGACCCAGGCACCAGUAAAGUGCUCGAUGUUUACCCAAACAGAGCAAACCAACAGCUUUACGCAGACUGAGCAAAGCAACUCCAGCUACACAGAUCAGCGGCAGUCUCAGCAAAUAACAAUGUUCGACCCUCAACAAAUACAGCAGCAAACUGCUCAGGGUCAACAGACACAACAGCAAGCUCAACAGAUGUACGUGACUACCGAUAAAAAAGAAGAGAAGUCUGGCCAACAAACAACAACCGCAGAAUUUCCGUUCUAUUACAACGUAAAUAUGUUACAAAAGGUGCAAGGAAACACCGUUGGGACCAUUGGAGCAAUUACGACAGACGACAAGGGUUGCUAUCGUUUCGAUGUGCAGCCAGUCGCUGCAGUGGGCUACAACACCAUUAUCAAUCAGAUGAACCUCACGACGACCUUUACGUGUGACACGUGCAACCUCGUUUUUGGCCACAGUAGUUUGCUCAAUCAUCACAAACGCAUCCACAAUACUACUCCGAGUAACCAGCAGCAGCAACCUUCACAGGUUGGUGUUCAAACGCCGACGACGGUCACUGUUGCCACUACACCAGAACGGCCGCACACGUGUGACACUUGUGGUGCCUGCUUUGCACUACCUGGGGAAUUAAAAAGCCACAAAACAAACAUGCAUCCAAAGCCCAAGGUUCAGUUUUGCGACGAGUGCGGCAGUGAGGACCCUUGUGAACAUCAUCCAACUAAAGUUAAGAAGACUAUUAAACCAGGUCAUCAUCCGGUGAAGCGGCGUGGUGUAACCAGUGUUACCAAAUGUCAUAAGUGCAACGGCACGGGCAUUAUAUUCAUUGGUAAACACAACGAAAAACUUGAAUCCGGAAACUGUUCCCUCGCGAAGUGUACCGGCUGCAAGGCAACGGGCCGUAUCAUCAUAGGAAGCGGAAAGGCGAACAGCCAACAACAGGAAAAGCCGUUUCACUGUAACGUGUGCGACGGUACAUUUUCUAGGUAUUCCUCGCUAUGGUCUCAUAAAAGAUUGCACUCGGGUGACAAACCGUUCAAGUGCGAAGUCUGCGGCCUAGCCUUCGCCAAGGCUGCGUAUUUGAAGAACCACGGUCGUGUACAUACGGGAGAGAAACCUUUUAAGUGCAGCCAUUGUGGAAUGCAAUUUUCACAGUCACCGCAUUUAAAGAAUCACGAACGCAUACAUUCGGGUGAACGCCCGUAUCAGUGUGAAGUUUGCGAAAAGACGUUUGCUAGGCACUCGACUCUCUGGAAUCAUCGCAGGAUUCAUACAGGCGAGAAGCCAUAUCGAUGCAACACCUGUGGGUCAGCGUUCAAUCAAGCGACACAUCUCAAGAAUCACGCCAAGGUCCAUACGGGAGAAAAACCACACAGAUGUGACAUCUGUGAGAUCGGUUUUUCGGACCGUUUCGCUCUGAAGCGUCACCGAGCCAUUCACGAGAAGUACGGCCAGACGGCAGCGCGCAAUAGCAACGCCAACUCAAGCAACGCCCAAGCUAACAACAACCAACAACAAGCUCAGCAGCAAGCCACCCAACAACAGCAACAAGUCGUCGUGGUGAACACGGCGACGCCUGUGACGGUCAGCCAAGGCCAGGGUCAAGCCGUCAUGUUGGAGGAAGUGUACAAGUGCCAGGUCUGAGAACAGAUACGCUUUGAUCAGUUAAAUUAAAAAAUUGUGUAAUGUACGUAGCUACUCUAUACGUUAAUAAUAUGCUGAUAGGCUUCUAGCCAGUGAAUGUGAACACGAAUUAUGACGGAAUGUGAGAAUGAAAAAAAAGGGAAUAUUAACCGUCGACCUAUCGUGAUUUGUGCGGGCAUCGUUAUAGGCUGCGAUGUCAAAUAUUAUUGAUGUAUUUAUAAACAGAAUAAUAUGACAAGAGUGAUGAGUACGUGUGCAAGACGAACGAAACCAUUUUUUUUCUUCUUUUUUUUCGUCGUACGAUCGCUGUCAUCAUAAGUUUUUUCCUUGUAAUGAGAGGGGAUCGUGAUAGUAUGAGAUGUGCAUCUUUGAAUCCAGAUUCUAAUUUUCAACAUACCUAAAAACUACGUUAAAAAUUGUGUUACAAAAAG